Molecule: messenger RNA, 2160 nt
Organism: Ixodes scapularis (black-legged tick)
Lineage: Eukaryota; Metazoa; Arthropoda; Arachnida; Ixodida; Ixodidae
Product: lymphoid-specific helicase
Exons: 13
Coding region: 232-2016 (594 amino acids)
Biological process (GO): pericentric heterochromatin formation; negative regulation of gene expression via chromosomal CpG island methylation; lymphocyte proliferation
Cellular component (GO): nucleus; pericentric heterochromatin
Molecular function (GO): ATP binding; chromatin binding; ATP-dependent chromatin remodeler activity
Source: RefSeq, a predicted model, not a curated record
GGAAGUCUGCCCAACGGAGGGACGCCGAAAUCGCCGCAGAAAACCGGACCGGCCUCCUCGCCGCAAGUAGCCAACAAAAGGAAAGCCACCCCUACGACACCCUCUGAAGACGGGAGAGCCAAGCGCACGAGAGUGGUGCCCGACGUCUCCUCGCCCGUGCUGUCCCAGGGGUCCUGUGGAGGGAACGACGACUUGCCGGAGGGCCAGCCGGCGUCGUUCACGGGUGGCACCAUGCGCCCGUACCAGAUCGAGGGCUUACGGUGGCUCAAGGUGCUGUAUGAGAACGGGGUGAACGGCAUCCUGGCAGACGAGAUGGGGCUGGGCAAGACAAUCCAGGUGAUAGCGCUGGUCGCCGGCCUGGCAGACAGUGGCCUGCCGGGGCCCUACCUGGUCGUGGCACCCCUGUCCACGCUCGCCAACUGGCUGGCCGAGUUCCGGCGUUUCGCUCCUUCCCUCACCGCCCUGCUCUACCACGGGACCAAGGAGCAGCGCGCGGAGCUGCACACGUCUGCGCUGCGGCGUGCGACGGUGGUGCUGACGUCGUACGAGGUGGCGAUGCGGGACCGGGCCAAGCUGGCGCCCCUCGACUGGGGCCUCCUGGUGGUGGACGAGGCGCACCGCCUCAAGAACUUCCGCUGCCGCCUGAUGCGCGAGCUGGCCCAGUACAAUGCCCCCAACCGGCUGCUGCUCACGGGCACGCCGCUCCAGAACUCCCUCACCGAGCUCUGGGCCCUGCUCCACUUCCUCAUCCCAGAGAUCUUCAACGACCUCAGGGCGUUUGAAUCGUGGUUCGACAUGAGCUCGCUGUCGGAGGGCGAGGGGACCCGUUUUGUGGAGCAGGAGCAGACCAAUCAGCUCGUCGGAACCAUGCAGGAGAUCCUGCGGCCCUUCCUGCUCAGGCGAACCAAGGACGAAGUGGAACUGGAUCUCCCGACAAAGACUGAGCUGCUGGUGUACGCCUCUCUGAGCCCCCUGCAGGAGAAGCUGUACAAGAUCUGCGUCGACGGAGCCGUGAAGGUUGCCACGGCAAACGGGUUUAAGCAGGAAGAGCUGGAUCCGUUGGAGCAAGAGGGGGGUCGUCCGCGGAGAUCCAGGAGAUCAAUCCGAUACGUGGAUCCUGGCGAGGACGACCCCUGGGAAGACAACGCAAGCCGGUCUCCGGGACACGGGCAGGAGGACGCCACACGGGAGCCCAAAGAUCCGCUAGACGAGCUCCGCCACAGCCGCAAUCCGCUCAUGGACUUGCGCAAGAUCUGCAACCACCCGUACCUGUUCCGCUGGGUCGACCCCACGGGUCCGGCGGACGAGGAGCUGGUGGCGGCGUCCGGGAAGCUCAGGCUGCUCGACUGCAUGCUGCCGGAGCUCCGGCGCCGGAAGCACAAGGUUCUGCUGUUCUCGCAAAUGACGCGCGUGCUGGACAUCCUGGAGGACUACUGCCACCUGCGGCACUUCCGCCACUGCCGCCUGGACGGACGCACCAAAGUGGAGGACCGACAGCUCCAGAUGCACCUCUUCAACAACGACCCCAGCUACUUCGUGUUCCUGCUGAGCACGCGGGCGGGUGGCCUGGGCAUCAACCUGACCGGGGGCGACACGGUGGUGCUGUUCGACUCCGACUGGAACCCCCAGUGCGACCUGCAGGCGAUGGACCGCUGCCACCGGAUCGGGCAGACGCGCCCGGUGGUUGUCUACCGCCUGGUCACGAGGGGCACCGUGGAGCAGCGCAUGGUCGAGAGGGCCUCGGCCAAGCGCAAGCUCGAGAAGAUCAUCAUGCAGAAAGGGAGGUUCUCCCGGGUGGGCGAGUCUUCGAGGAACGCCCUCUCGCCCCAAGAGCUGCUGGAGCUGCUGCGGUCGAGCGAGCACUCGAGAGUCGUGGACACCCACUCCAGCGCGCUGUCGGCCGAGCAGCUGGACGCGCUGCUGGACCGCUCCAGGGCCCCGGGCAACCUCUCCUCCCACCGGGACCUCUUCAAGGUCGUCGUCAGGGAGACGGAUGCCAUGGACAACCUCACCUAACACACCAUAGAAAAAUAAAAAGAAGGCCACAAUAAUGUGUAGAUAUACGGGUUUUAGCAUUUAUACAUUGCACUUUUGUGUUUUGAGUUUUUUUCAAGUGUAAGAAAAAGCACUUGCCAAGUUUUUAAUAAAGUUGCGGCAGAA